This is a messenger RNA of Uranotaenia lowii, 5448 nucleotides long. RefSeq names its product phosphatidylinositol 4-kinase type 2-alpha-like. Bases 871 to 2514 code for a protein of 547 amino acids. Gene Ontology annotation, biological process: Golgi organization; phosphatidylinositol phosphate biosynthetic process; endosome organization. The transcript is spliced from 5 exons. Gene Ontology annotation, molecular function: 1-phosphatidylinositol 4-kinase activity. NCBI's taxonomy places the organism in Eukaryota, Metazoa, Arthropoda, Insecta, Diptera, Culicidae. Gene Ontology annotation, cellular component: lysosomal membrane; trans-Golgi network; plasma membrane. The record is from RefSeq and is a predicted model, not a curated record.
CUUCUACUAACUCUUCGAGGGCAACCGACUAGCACAUCAUUUUCCAUAAGCAUAUUCUACGACAGACUGUGGCCUUCAUCAUUAUUGGUGGUGAAGAUGUUUAGAAACAAACACGUAAACUCCUCCGCGUUUCUGGUGUUUCGGUUAUGACGUAUCGGUGUCUGCUGUGUCGUGGAAUUGGUGGCUGGUGAGAGAGAAAGAUAGGGAGCGCAAAAACACAAAACAUUGUGACGCGUCGCUUUUUUGUGGGCUGCUAGCGAACAUAAAGGAAAAACGUUUUCUGAAGCAGAGAGCUUUUCUUUUUUUCAAAAAGUGCACUUGAACGAACAGAAUUUGCCGUUUCGGUGCAGUUUUCCUGCUUCGUUUGGUUGAUUUUGUGCAAAAAUCUAUAGGGGUGUUGUUGUUGAUGAUGUGGAACCAGGGAAUGUCUGCCGAAGCGUAUGGAUCGGUUGUUCUCGGAAUAAAAAAGUGAACGCAAAUGAAAACGUGUAGUGCCGUGUUCAAGUUCAAGUUCAAUGAUGUGCUGCAAGGAUAUAUUUUUAGAUAACACAAACUACCUACUGAAUAUCGGAGUGCUGCUGUCAGUGCCAUGAACCAAUUAGUGAGUCGCUUUGCCCCGAGUGGCCAUAAAUCAGUGUGACACGAAAGAUCACGGAAAACUCCCCUUUCGGAUUGUUACAUGUACCACUAUCAUAUAGAUGUUUGUAAGUUGAUCCCAAUAAUAUAAGUCGUGUCUUCACCCUCGAAGUAAAAGCCCUCCCUAGAUGUGACAGUUCAUCGAACAUUUCCUGCAAAAACCUAGCUGAAUGGAAGCGCCAAGCUGCUAAUGGCAAUAAGAAGCACCCUCAGCAGCAGCAGCAGCGAAUGUGAAUGGAAAAGCUCAAACAGGAUCUCAACAUUUUCAUCCUAGACGACAGCAAUGUGCAAGCUGAUGGCCUCCAGUACCAUCAAUUUCCCCGGGAGCCCUCAUCUCCGGUUCGGAUUUCGCUUACGCCCCCGCCUCUUGCGCCAUCGACAUCGGCGAUAAUGCUCAAUCGAAUUGUUCCGAUCGGGUGCAGUUUGGAUGACGAUGGCAGCAGCAUCAAUAAUGAUAAUGAUGCUUCCCAUCGUCGAAUGAAAAUCAUUGACACAGUGGCGGCGGGGGUGCUGGUUAAUGGAUCGUCCUCGGUAGCUGCCAUUCGGUUGACUCAACAUCAGCUGCCUCCCCAUCAGCAUCAACAUUUUCUCGAAUCUGGAACGGCAAGUGCUGCUGCCGACUUAAUCGAUAUCAUUGGCAGCAAUAACGUGGAUGCACUGAUUAGUGAUGAAGAGUUUGGCUUCACCGGGAACGAUAUUCCAGAUGACCCGCACUUCAGCGACCUAGUGUACUCGGCGGAAAUUGCCAUCGAUGCCGGCAUUUACCCGGAACGGAUCUACCAGGGCAGCAGUGGGUCCUACUUUGUCAAAAACCCCGCCAAUAAAGUCGUAGCGGUAUUCAAGCCAAAGGACGAGGAACCGUACGGGAGACUGAACCCCAAAUGGACGAAAUGGAUGCACAAGCUGUGCUGUCCCUGCUGCUUCGGACGAGCGUGUCUCAUUCCCAAUCAAGGAUACCUUUCCGAGGCUGGAGCCAGUUUGGUGGAUCAGAAGCUUAACCUAAACAUCGUACCAAAAACGCGGGUCGUUCGGCUGGUUUCGGAAACCUUCAACUAUCCCCGAAUCGACCGGCAGAAGGCCCGCAUCAAGCGAACUAUCAAGGAACGGAUACCGGCCGCUCGGUUCAACCGCAUGAGUUUACCUCCCAAAACCGGAUCCUUCCAGCUGUUCGUGGAUGGCUUUAAAGAUGCCGACUAUUGGUUGCGACGUUUCGAGCAAGAGCCACUUCCGACUAGGCUGGCGCAAAAGUUCCAGCUGCAGUUUGAACGCCUAGUCGUGCUGGAUUAUAUCAUCCGAAAUACGGACCGUGGCAACGACAACUGGCUGAUCAAGUACGAUCAACCAACGAUAAUUCCGACCAGCAAUGGGAACACACCGAACGGAAUUCCCCGGAGCAGCAGCCGCUUAGAGAUGCACGAAAAUACCGACUGGAACCUGGUCCAGCUGCCGGAGAUAAGGAUAGCCGCCAUCGACAACGGAUUGGCUUUCCCCUUCAAACAUCCGGACUCUUGGCGUGCUUAUCCCUAUCACUGGGCUUGGUUGCCUCAGGCAAAGAUUCCGUUCAGUCAGGACAUCAAGGACCUCAUACUGCCGCUGCUGUCCGAUCUGAACUUCGUCGAGGAAUUGUGCAACGAGCUGUUCGAGCUGUUCCGCCAGGAUAAGGGCUUCGAUCGGGGCCUGUUCGAGCGGCAAAUGUCUGUGAUGCGCGGUCAGAUCCUGAACCUGACCCAGGCCCUCAAGGAUGGAAAGAGCCCUGUCCAGUUGGUUCAGAUGCCGGCCGUGAUUGUUGAACGAUCAAAAGUGAACCCUGGGUCGGCACGAUUUUUCUCAUUCCAACAGCGCUUCCAAAAUAAAAGUCCAUUCUUUUCAUGGUGUUAGAAUGGGUUGACACUCGUUGUCCUUUGAUUGCGACUGUUGACGAUCCUUGUAAGCUGACCGACACACAUUUGGAGAAUGCGACAUCGGACAUGGGACUAAGACGAAAAAAACUAAAACUCCGAAACAAUUACCUAACUAUUCAUUAAUGAAACAGUGUAAUGCACCUAAUAAUUGAACCGGGUAAGAUGAUGAAACGUUCUGGGAACAUAACUUUCUUUUUUUAAAACAGUUUAGUGCACGAUGAAAACAGAAGAAAAACGAACAGUUUACAUGUAUUAUCAAUAAAAAAAAUAAUAAAAAAAAGGAUCGUGAAAAAUAGAUAUUGAACGUGUAUAGAAGAACAACCUAUUGAUAUAGAAUUCUCUCUUCAAAAGUUAUGAUCUUUCGUUUUCUUUCUGAUUGUGAUGCGUUUAUUUGUAAAUAUCGGAACCAUUCUUCCAAUUCAAACCUUUUGUUUUGUUUAUAUUCGACCAUAAAAUAAAAACUAUCUAAUAAGUAGAGAAUCUUGAUGAGAAAAAAAAAUCAAACAUAACUAGUCUUAUUUCAUAAUUAUUACAAAUUUGUGCAACAACAAGGGUCAAAGUAUAUAUGUAUCUACAGUAGGGUGUCCCAAAAUUGCAUAACUUCUGGGAAUCUGGGGGCUCACCCGCCAAAUGGUAGAUUAGGAUGUGCAGAACAAACUUUUGUAAGGAGCCGACUGAAAAAAAAUUAUGUUCGGAGGUUCCGCAAGCGCGAUCUUUGAAAAAAGUCCACUUUCAAAAGAUUUAAUUUCAAAUAAAUUCUGGGUCCAAAAAUUUCAUGAAAUUUAUAUAUUUUAUAUUUUUUUAAUUUUGUCCGAGUUAAAUACAACAUGUAAAAAAUAAAAAAAGAACCAAAUUUGUAUCAAAAUGUAAAACAAGCAGGCUAUUUCCAAGAAAAAAAUUUUUUUGGUCCAAAAAUUUUGAAUUCAACUGACCAAAAUGUGUACCAAGCGUAAAAUAUUUUUGAUACCAAUGCCAUCAAAAGAUGCGGAUUUUUAUGCACUUAAACUUUGCUGAACAAAACAUGUUGUUUGUAUCAUCGUGUGAAGAGCUAUGCACGGUUUAAUGCUUAAUAAAAAUCACAAUUUAGGAUAUUUUUUAUUUAAUUUAUCAAAUUGUCAUAAUAAAUACCUACUUUAAAAUCAAAAUACUUGCAAAAAAAACUUGGAUGGUUUAAGGAAGUCGUCAGAAGGCCAUAUGCCAAAUUUUAGCGGAAUCGGACAACAGGAAGGGGUUGCACUGAAUCUCAAGUGUGAAGGGGAUUCUGAGACAUAGUGUUCUAAAAAAGCAUAAAAAACUGGUUUUUCAUCAUACAUUUUUGUCUUUACCAAUCGAUUGCUUUAUUAUGUCGAUUUUAUUAAAAUUUCAACUAAGACUAACAUUUCACCUGAAGACUGCAACUCGAUUGGACUUAAAACAAAAAAGUUAUGACUGUUCCAAGAUUGUAUUUUUGUGGCAAAUUGUCGUUUAACACACAAUGAGUACAUUUUACUCAUUGCGUUUUACAGGACAAUUUGUAACCAAAAUACAAUCUUUGAACAGCCAUAACUUUUUUAUUUUAAGUCCAAUCGAGUUGCAGUCUUCAGGUGAAAUGUUAGUCUUAAUUGAAAUUUUAAUAAAAUCGACAUAAUAAAGCAAUCGAUUGGUAAAGACAAAAAUGUAUGAUGAAAAACCAGUUUUUUAUGCUUCUUUAUAACACUAUGUCUCAGAAUCCCUUUCACACUUGAGAUUCAGUGCAACCCCUUCCUGUUUUCCGAUUCCGCUCAAAUUUGGCAUAUGGCCUUCUGACGACUUCCUUAAACCAUCCAAGUUUUUUUGCAAGUAUUUUGAUUUUAAAGUAGGCAUUUAUUAAGACAAAUUUGAUAAAUUAAAUAAAAAAUAUCCUAAACUGUGAUUUUUAUUAAGCAUUAAACCGUGAAUAGCUCUUCACACGAUGAUACAAACAACAUGUUUUGUUCAGCAAAGUUUAAGUGCAUAAAAAUCCGCAUCUUUUGAUGGCAUUGGUAUCAAAAAUAUUUUACGCCUGGUACACAUUUUGGUCAGUUAAAUUCAAAAUUUUUGGACCAAAAAAAUUUUUUUCUUGGAAAUAGCUUGCUUGUUUUACAUUUUGAUACAAAUUUGUUUCUUUUUUCAUUUUUUACGUAUAGCAUUUAACUCGGACAAAAUUAAAAAAAUAUAAAAUAUAUAAAUUUCAUGAAAAUUUUUGGACCCAGAAUUUAUUUAAAAUCAAAUCUUUUGAAAGUGGACUUUUUUCAAAGAUCGCGCUUGCGGAACCUCCAAACAUUUUUUUUUUUCAGUCGGCCCCAUACAAAAGUUUGUUCUGCACAUCCUAAUCUACCAUUUAGAGGGUGAGCCCCCAGAUUCCCAGAAGUUAUGCAAUUUUGGGACACCCUAAUCUACAGUGAAACAACUAUACCCAACUUCAAGAUUAUUUUAUCCAGUUCACAGCAUUACUGUUGAGCAACACAUAAAACAUGCAUUAUGCUAGCGUAUAUAAUCAAUUACAAUCCGAAAUGAGGGUUCAACCUUUUAGACGGUUUAGGAAAUUGUUAUUAAAGAUUCUUCAGCAACUUGAUGAAAAAUAAAGAGAUAAAUAUCUUGAACUUAGUAUAGAAAUACUUCGGUAGCUAGGUAGAAAAAUGGACACUUUCCAAUCAAUCGAGAACUUUCAAAAGUGUGUAAAUACAUUUCAACAAAAACUCUAUAAUCCAAAAUAGUGAAAAAAAAAUCAACCCCCAAACAACAGAAACAAAAACGCAAGCCUUAUUUAUAUGUCACAUCACACGACCGACAAAAAUAAUAGAAACCAUUAAAACAGUUGAUAUCCUCAAUAGGCCAACCAUUAGUUUGUAUACAAUCGGUUAAGCUCCUUAAAAUAUGAGUAAUCAUUGAAUAAAAACUUCAAUUUCCCCGA